This is a messenger RNA of Canariomyces notabilis, 1734 nucleotides long. Its product is annotated as multicopper oxidase. Gene Ontology annotation, molecular function: copper ion binding; oxidoreductase activity. The coding region runs from base 1 to 1734 and encodes 577 amino acids. Lineage: Eukaryota; Fungi; Ascomycota; Sordariomycetes; Sordariales; Chaetomiaceae. The transcript has 6 exons. The record is from RefSeq and is a predicted model, not a curated record.
AUGGGCGUCGUACGCUGCGCUGUCGCGGCUGCCAUCUCGGUGAUGUACGGCGCAACGGCAACUCUGACGCAGACUCAGACUAACGGGGCUUCAACCCUGGGGACUUUGCUGAGUCCCAUCCUCUCCUUUUUCCUCGGUGAUUCAAGCAACCAGCUCUCCCAUGGUUAUCCAUGGGGUAGCCUGACCGACUGCUGCAACAACCCCUAUGCUGAAUACCCCAGAACUGGGGUUGUUAGGCAUUACGACUUCACUGUGAGCCGGGGUGUCAUUGCCCCUGAUGGGUACCAAAGAGACGUCCUUCUUGUCAACGGGGCUUUUCCGGGACCCCUGAUUGAGGCAAACUGGGGCGACACCAUUGUUGUCGACGUGCACAACGACAUCACCAAUCCCGAGGAGGGGACUUCCAUUCAUUGGCACGGUUUCCUUCACAAAGAAACGCCCUGGGAAGACGGUGCGCCCGGUGUUACUCAGUGUCCCAUACCUCCAAGGUCAAGCUACCGGUAUGAGUUUGUUGCUAGCUUGUACGGCUCGGCGUGGUAUCAUGCCCAUUACUCAGGGCAAUACGCUGGAGGCAUCGUUGGCCCCAUUGUUAUCCACGGUCCUACGCAAGCAAAGUACGAUAUCGACCUUGGCCCGGUCAUGUUGAGUGACUGGCAUCACAGGGAGUAUUUCGACAUUAUCGAGGAAAUGCUUGCACCGAAUGCUAGCGCAAUGGUCUUCUCGGACAACAACUUGAUCAACGGCAAGAUGAACUUUGACUGCUCGAAGGUUGCCCCUGGCGACGACACUCCUUGCACCAGCAAUGCCGGAAUCUCCAGGUUCAAGUUUCGCACAGGCAAGACGCACCGUCUCCGUCUGAUCAACUCGGGUGCCGAUGGCAUCCAGCGCUUCUCGAUUGAUGAACACAUUUUCACAGUAAUCGCGGAGGAUUUCGUGCCAGUCGAACCGUACAACACAAAAGUUGUCACUUUGGGCGUGGGCCAGCGCGCUGAUGUGCUCGUAACCGCCAAUGCAGGCCGCUCCAACGCCAUGUUCUGGAUGCGGUCGACCCUGACAUGCGCGCCGGCAAACCAGCCCAUCGCCGUGGCUGCCGUAUAUUACGACCGGGCCGACACAAACAAGAUCCCUACCAGCCAACCUUGGGAUCUUCCAAAUGCCGUGGCCUGCGCCAAUGACGACCUCAGAAAGACGGAGCCGCUGUAUCCCAUGGCGCUCCCUGAACCGACCUUUACGCAUGCCAUGGACAUCGAGCAGUUCAAGAACGAGUCGGACGUAAAACUGUGGAAGUUUGCCGGCGUUUCGAUGAGGGCCAACUACAACAACCCUGUACUCCUCCUCGCCAACGAUGGGAACUUCAGCUACCCGGAGGAGUGGAACGUCAUCGACUACCAGGGCAACACAUCUAUUAGGAUCAUAGUCAACAACAAGACACCGGUCCAGGGCCCCGGCGCAUGGGACGGCACCAUCGUCCGUCCGACGAACCCCACCAGGCGCGACGUUCAGAUUGUUAGGCCCUAUGGUCACCUCGUGAUCCAGUUUGAUGGCCACCCUGGCGUAUGGGCCUUCCACUGCCAUGUUGCAUGGCAUGCUUCUGGCGGUUUCUUUUCUUCGCUCAUUGUCCAGUCGAAAUGGGUGGCUCAGAUGGAGAUCCCGAGGGAUGUUGAGGGAAAUUGCAAGGCGUGGGACCUGUGGACAAAGCAUCAUAUUGUCGAGCAAAUUGAUAGUGGGACAUGA